AUGCUGUCUAUUCUUAACUCAACUCCCACAACUUUCUUCUUGACUGGAGUUCCAGGGCUGGAAGCUUUUCACAUCUGUUUUUCCAUCCCUUUUUGCUGCCUCUGUGUGAUGGCCCUCUUGGGGAAUGGCACUAUCCUCUAUGUGGUGGUGACAGACUCCAGUCUCCAUGAGCCCAUGUACUAUUUCCUCGCCAUGCUUUCUGCUACUGACAUGGGCAUCACUCUUUCUUCUCUUCCCACAACACUGGGUGUCCUCUGGUUCAAUGCCAGGAUCAUCAGCCUAGGUGGAUGUAUUGUGCAGAUGUUCUUCCUGCAUGGAUUCACACUCAUGGAGUCCUCUGUGCUUUUGAUCAUGGCUUUUGACCGCUUUGUUGCGAUCUGCAAUCCCCUGAGGUAUGCUGUGAUUUUAACUAACUCUAGAAUCAUCAAAGUCAGGGUGGUGAUAUCCAUACGAAUGCUGGUCAACCUGAUGCCCUUGCUCCUGCUCCUUAAAAGACUGUCUUUCUGUGGUCCUAAUGUGCUUUCCCACUCCUACUGCUACCACCCCGAUGUGAUUAAGUGUUCUUGCUCAAGUAUCAAGGUCAACAGCAUCUGUGGCUUAGUUGCUCUCAUGCUAACAUCAGGAAUAGAUAUCCCCUGCAUUUUCCUCUCCUAUGUGCUGAUCAUCAGGUCCAUCCUCACCAUUGCCUCCCCAGAAGAGAGGCAAAAGGCCUUUGGCACCUGUGUCUGUCACCUUGGUGCUGUUGCAGUCUUCUACAUCCCCUGGAUCAUCCUGGCUUUGGUACAUCGCUUUGGUCAUAAUGCUCCUCCAUAUGUCCACACACUGAUGUCAACUCUCCAUUUCCUCUUUCCCCCAGUGCUGAACCCCAUCAUAUACAGUGUGAAGACCAAACAAAUCCGUAAGGCUUUCAUCAAGAUAUUUCCAAACACAAAGUAG
Molecule: messenger RNA, 936 nt
Organism: Heterocephalus glaber (naked mole-rat)
Lineage: Eukaryota; Metazoa; Chordata; Mammalia; Rodentia; Bathyergidae
Product: olfactory receptor 51F1
Biological process (GO): G protein-coupled receptor signaling pathway
Cellular component (GO): plasma membrane
Molecular function (GO): olfactory receptor activity; G protein-coupled receptor activity
Source: RefSeq, a predicted model, not a curated record